CGAACAGUAUGGGUUCUACUGCUGGAAAGUUAACUUGACAAAAGAAUCUGACUCGAAAUGACAGUGCUUAUGAACACCAUUGAGAUAAUAGAUGGUAUCAGCCUGAGCGGAUCAUUAUACUGUUCUUUGGAUUGUUAUUUUUCCUCCCAAAGCUAAAUUUCACUGCAACGAAAAGGAAAACAUACGCCAUGAGUAAUGAAGAGAAGGUUCCUUUGGUUUCCAAGGAAUCGGAUGGUUCUUACAUAUCUCCGGAAGAGAAGCCGAACAGUUUGGGUGGCUCGUCCUUUCGAGCAUCGAUGCACCGAUUACUAGAAUCAUUCUCUACCACCGAACGGCAGCAUGCUCUAAAAGAGUUGGGUGUCGGUCCGGCGGCAUCAAUGAUCAAGGAUGCCGUUUUGGGUUAUCAGGUACGAUACCGCAAUACAAACACAACGAAGUAGCGAAUCUAAUACAGUAUGCUUAUGAAUCAAAUAUUCUCGCUCUUACUAUCUCUGUGAAUUAAAAUAAAUUAUCAUUUUCUCACCUCGUUUUUCUUGAAUUUGAUGUUUCUCCUUGAAACAUGCACUGGAUUGUUUCGGUUUGUUUAUCCCGCACAGGAUGCACCUUACGAAGGGUUUUACGACCCCUAUGCCAACCCUGAUUCAGUAGUUCGCAAUAUGGUUAGCAUCGUAUGUGGAAGAUUCAUUGCCUACUACUGGAUCAAACGGCUAUUGCUAGCUGCCAACUGGGCUCUUUUCAUCCUUUCUUUUUUGGAACCUCCGCACUGGUGCAGAGAUUCGGAUCUGGUCAUUGCUAAAGGCAACCUGAAUGAUGACCUUAGCGAGUAUGGCGACUGCCAAUUGAUUCUAGGAGCGAUAGGCACAGCAGCAGAUGGAGAUGAGAAUCAAGAUUACUAUCCUAGCUCAAAUUCGAUGCUGUUGUCGGUUUCACAAUCAAAACGUGUGGAGCUGAUCUGCAUCUUCGCAAUCGCCUUUUUCAAUUUUUUGAAGAUGGGCGACGAUGGCUUCAGCCCUCGUCUCUAUUUCUACCCUGGAUUCAAGCGAUGGAUGCAUGGUUCACAGUUCGUCAUCUUAGUUUGCCUUUUUGCUGGAAACGUCGUCGGAAAUACAAUAUUUAAUCCUUUUUUCCGCAUGAUGAUACUUGGAACCCACCUGCGAAAUUUUCAGAGAGAGUUUUGGAUAAUGCUAAAAAUGGUGAGCUUUUAUGUUUGAUCGCAAGAUGGAGUGAUUGGCUAACGAAAAAGAACUGACGCAAUUUCUCUCAUUUCGAUAUUAUGAUUUAUAUUAUAGAUCCCUAAAAUGGGAUAUAUUCUGACAAUCCUAGCUAUCGUUGUAAUUUUCUAUGCAUGGUUCGGUGUGGUGAUAUUUCAUGGAACAGAGCAAGGUGCCAGUGGUUUUCAAAACCUAAUUGAGGCUAUAUGGUGCGUAGAACGAAAAAAUACGCGUCUUAAACAUGAACUACGUCAUUCUCUCACAUCGUUCUUUCUUCUUUAGGACCUUAUGGAUCUGCAUCACUACUGCCAACUACCCUGACGUUAUGAUGCCUUCCUAUAAUGAAAACAGAGUCGCAGCUUUAUAUUUCGUAAGCUUCAUGACUAUUUCUUUCUUUUAUUUGAUGAAUCUCGUUCUCGCUGUAACUGUAAAUUUGUAAGUCUUUUAUUCGUCGUUUUGUGUUUGAUUUCACUUACUCUAACGCAAUCUAAUCGCUCCGAGCUCCUAAAAUUUGUCAAACUUGAGAAUCCAGGUAUGACGACAGCAUUGCAGAACGAAAACGCAAUCGAAAGGACUUGUCUAGAAAUCUUCUGGAAAAAGCAUACGCGAUGUUGGAUCCUGAAAAUAAUGACGCAGUAAGCCGUGAAACCAUCAUGGCUGUCAUGUUCAUUUUGAAUCAGGACGUUCCCGAGAUUCGCAGGCUUUCCAGGGAUGAAAAAGGUAUUGUUUUUGCAUUUCUCGACAAAGACGGAUCGUCGGAUAUUUCAUUAGUUGAGUUCUUGGAUUUCAGUAAAAUUCUCCUUCUGAAAUUGACAAAGGAAUCUGACUAUAAAAGUUUCGUGGAGCGCCAUUUACCUCAAGUGAACGAAACAAAUUGGUAUCAAGGUCUGGUUAAAUUUAUUAGGUCGAAAACUUUUGAAUAUUUCAUUGACGCUGUCCUCGUCUUGAAUGCAGUGGUAGUUGCAUUUCAAGAUUACCCGAUAUUGUCAGGACAAGAUGUGGUAGGAAAUCCUCACUUUGAAGAUGGACAUGUUGACACUGUUUGGGAAUUAAUGGAAACAAUAUUUACAGUUGUCUACGUACUCGAAGCUGCUUUGAAGAUACUAAUCGAAGGAUGGAAAAGGUAUACUGAAUCUAUGCGAAACCUGUUCGACUUCGGAGUCACGGUAUUGGUAUUGCUUGUAACUGUAUACGUUUAUUGUAAGUUGAAAGUCAACCCCGUCGUCUUUUUGCACGCCCAAUUCCAAAUAUUUGAAAUCCUUACAAUGCGAGUUCUUCUGCUUGGGUGACUGCAGAUUCGAACGGAUACAGCAGUACUCGCAUAAUUCAGCUUGUCAUUAUGGUUCGAGUCCUUCGUCUUGGACGUCUCUUUUUUGUUUCGCAGGCUCCGUUUCAGAUGUUCGGAACAAUUACGCUUGAUAUUUUGCCAGCAGCAACUAGUGUAUUCAUGAUACUUUUGUUUAUUGGAUACUUUUACGCCUGGGUUGGCAUGUCUCUAUAUGGAGGAUGUAAGUGUUCUCUAUAUCAUCAUGGCGAUGUGUCUCCAUUUUGUUCUUCCAUCACCGAUUCUGAUUUUUCAAGCUUAUUUUUUCUUGUUUGCGUUUUCGAAGUAAUUACUCGCGAUCCCGAUAACCCACUUUCGUAUACCCUCCUAGAAGCAUCAGACUUCGUUGACAAUGAUUACUGGCCCAAUAGUGAGUAGCAGCUCAUCACGAUUUUGAACAUUUACGAUGCCAUCGCUUUGGACGCCGUGUGCCCUCACAGAAAACUUUGCCUACAUAUUCCCCACCCAAACCUAGAUUUUAAUGACAUGUUCAGUGGUAUGAAUGUGUUGUUCAAUCUUUUGGUUGUUAACAACUGGACAGAGUGCGAAAUAGGUUUUGAAUACGUCACUGGAGCAAAAUGGGUUCGGAUUUUUUUCUUCAGUUUUCAUCUCAUGGGUGUGAUUGUGAUUUCGAAUGUCGUAACUUCAUUCGUCAUCAAUGCUUAUUUUCAACAAUUAGAAACUCUCGUUCAACGUCUAGGAAGUGAAGAGAUAGUAGAAGACGGAGCAACCAUUAAAGGGGCUAGAGGUAUCUUUGAUGCAUCAACUGUCACUGGGACAAAAACUGGAACUGAAAGCAUCUAUAUCGCUCGAAUUAAUCCAAGGCAUAUGGAUGUUGAAAUGGACGAAACAGCCGUGUUGCAACGCAUGUUUACCCGUACAAGGUCUCGCACCCUUAGUCCUACUGGAUAAAAGUAGAGCCAGGGGUUGAAAUAUCUCGGAGCCUUUGUUGAAAAGCUGGAAGCUGAACCGAGUUUCCACACAAUUUAUCAAACAAAUAGUUUGUUGAAAACAUUACAGUAUUUGGUGACGUUGCCAUCAAUUGUUGCUGCCACGUUAAUAAAGUACUAUUCUGUAGAGAGUCCUUCUCCAGCCAAUAAUCUUGAAAAUAUGCAUUCCUACUAUGUCCCAUGCCUGACACUGAAAGUUGUGACAGUUGGUUUUCAUCACAAGAAACAAAUCUGAUUAAAAAAUAUUAUUUUUCCGCCCAUCCUGGUAGUACAUUGAGCAUUUACCUGUGUCCAAGCAAGCAGUGAACAAGUGCCAACAGACCCCAGGUCAGGUAUCUGGAAAUCAGAUGCAGUGGUUUCUGCCAAAAUUGGACCCCCACUCAGAGAGUCAUUAGCUUGAGAAUCUCUGCCUGGAAGAAAAGCAGUACCAGUAUAUAAUUCACUACCUGCCUUUGAGUGCCCUUCCCUUCCCAGUUUUUGAGUAUCGCAUCUUCCUCAGUCCACACUACCAACUGGAUAUCAAUUUUCCAUCAAUGACCUCCCUGUGAGGAAACUCAUCUUUGCCGUGUUAAGUAUGUCAAUCAUCCUCCAUUCAGCAAUAAACUCUAAGACUGAGAUUUUAUGACAGUACCUCUCUUGGGACAAACUUCUCUCCCCAAUGAAAUAGACUUUGGUCUUCACAACAACUGCUUUGCCUUGAAUACAACAAAGAUCUUUAUGGCCACACACUUUUUAAGAGGAAAGUGCUACUGGUGAUCUGAAGGUUUGUUUCUCAUCUGCUUUCUCUUCAUCCAUAGCAGCUGUGUCCAUCACAAGCAGUUUUAAUUCCUGCUGGAGACCCUGGAGCCUAACUUUCCCUCUGCCCCAACUAUCACCUUGGUGCACCAUAUCAGUUUAUACAAAAAUCUCA
Molecule: messenger RNA, 4395 nt
Organism: Pseudo-nitzschia multistriata
Lineage: Eukaryota; Bacillariophyta; Bacillariophyceae; Bacillariales; Bacillariaceae
Source: the annotation of a GenBank genome assembly